Molecule: messenger RNA, 392 nt
Organism: Porites lobata
Lineage: Eukaryota; Metazoa; Cnidaria; Anthozoa; Scleractinia; Poritidae
Source: the annotation of a GenBank genome assembly
AUGUUAAGUAUCGUGAAUGUGGACUAUUUAUUCAUGAUACCAAACAGUUUCUAGGGGCAUCACCUGAUUUAUUCGUAGAAUGCUCUUGCUGUGGAAAAGGAAUCCUAGAAGUUAAAUGCCCUUUCUUUAUUGCAAAUGAUAUCUCCACAGACUUAAAUUUAGAUUACCUUGUAAAAAUUAAUGAUGAGGUUACUUUAAAGAGAAAACAUUUCUACUAUGCCCAAGUUCAAGGUCCGUUGGGAGUAACCAAGAGAGAAUGGUGCCAUUUUCUAGUAUAUACCAAAAAGGGGUACCGUCUGGAGCGUAUUCAACUAGACAAGGAUUACUGGUUCUCACUGCAAGAUUCUUUAGACUGGUUUUACGUAAAUCACUUGAAGCCUGCUUCAAAGUGA